Molecule: messenger RNA, 2267 nt
Organism: Myripristis murdjan (pinecone soldierfish)
Lineage: Eukaryota; Metazoa; Chordata; Actinopteri; Holocentriformes; Holocentridae
Gene: slc38a3b
Product: solute carrier family 38 member 3b
Exons: 17
Coding region: 274-1821 (515 amino acids)
Biological process (GO): L-glutamine transport; amino acid transmembrane transport; histidine transport
Cellular component (GO): plasma membrane
Molecular function (GO): L-glutamine transmembrane transporter activity; L-asparagine transmembrane transporter activity; L-histidine transmembrane transporter activity
Source: RefSeq, a predicted model, not a curated record
UCUCAGACCGCAUUUUUUUUCCUGUGACUUGGAGAGCAUGGGUCUGAAUGUGCGUAAAUACACAAGAAUUUAGUCGCAGCGAAGAAUAAGACAAGUGAAAACGAAAGCACCAAGAGGAGAUCGUGACAGGAGGAAAGAAUUUUUGAUAAUACCAAGUUAUUACCACUGACCAGUGGAAUUAAACUGAGAGCUACGCGCGACAAGAGCGUUUGAUGCCCUUGUGACUCAAAAGGAUCACAUCCACCGAAUCCAUAAUCUGUGUUAAGUUGGAUCAUGGAAUCCGCCCAGUCAGAGAUGAACAUCUUACCCAAUGGGAAAGGUCACGACCUCGGAGAUGACAUGGGUGUGCCAAUGAAGACUUUGCAAGAGGAGGAUCAAAAUGGCACCCAAACAGUCAGAUUCGAUGAUCCAGAGGGAAUGUUGGAGAGUGAGGAAUUUUUGCCCAAUGGAGAUGGGAAGAAGCCUCUGCGCUUCACAGAUUUUGAAGGAAAAACCUCUUUUGGCAUGUCUGUGUUCAACCUGGGAAAUGCUAUUAUGGGCAGUGGAAUCCUUGGAUUGGCCUAUGCUAUGGCCAAUACUGGCAUUCUCCUCUUCUUGUUUCUUCUGACUGCUGUUGCAGCCCUCUCAUCUUACUCCAUUCACCUGUUGCUCAAAUCGUCUGGUAUCGUGGGAAUUCGAGCAUAUGAGCAGCUGGGAUACCGGGCCUUUGGCACUCCUGGUAAAAUGGCUGCUGGUAUUGCAAUCACACUGCAGAAUAUUGGAGCCAUGUCCAGCUACCUGUAUAUUGUUAAAUCUGAGUUGCCGCUGGUCAUUCAAGCUUUCCUGAAGGCAGAUCCCAACUCUGAUCUGUGGUAUUUGAAUGGAAACUACCUGGUCAUCAUGGUCUCUGCCAGUAUUAUCCUGCCCCUGGCUCUAAUGAAGCAGCUUGGUUACCUGGGCUACACCAGUGGCUUCUCUCUCAGCUGCAUGGUGUUCUUUCUCAUCGCAGUUAUAUAUAAGAAGUUCCAGAUUCCCUGCCCAUUUGAGGACUAUACUGCCAACAGCACCGCUGCCCAUCUCACCCUGAACACCUCGACCCACAGCCACGACCUGGGCCACAGUAUGGUUCAUGAGAUAGAUGACUCCCACUGCACCCCACAAAUGUUUACCCUCAACUCACAGACAGCAUACACCAUCCCUAUCCUGGCUUUUGCCUUUGUUUGCCAUCCUGAGGUCCUGCCUAUCUACACUGAACUCCGCAACCCCUCCAAGAGGAAGAUGCAGCGAGUGUCCAACAUCUCCAUACUGGUCAUGUACACCAUGUACUUUCUGGCAGCUCUCUUUGGCUACUUGACCUUUUAUGGUAACGUAGAAGCUGAGCUUCUUCACACCUACAGUAGGAUUGAUCCUUAUGACACUUUGAUCCUGUGUGUGCGAGUGGCUGUGCUUACUGCUGUCACACUGACUGUCCCAAUUGUACUGUUCCCUGUGCGCAGAGCCAUCCAGCAGAUGUUGUUCCCCAACAAGACGUUCAACUGGUUACGUCACAUUGCCAUCGCCCUCAUUCUGCUCACCCUCAUCAAUAUGCUGGUGAUAUUUGCUCCUAACAUUCUGGGCAUCUUCGGCAUCAUUGGUGCCACAUCAGCUCCCUGCCUCAUUUUCAUUUUCCCCGCUGUCUUCUAUAUCCGCAUUGUUCCCAAGGAUGACGAGCCCAUGACCUCCAUUCCUAAGAUACUGGCUGCCUGUUUUGCUGCUUUGGGCGUCACCUUCAUGGUAAUGAGUUUGAGCUUCAUAGUCAUCGACUGGACAACAGGGACCAGCCAUGCCGGAGGUGGCCAUUAGAUCCUGCUUGUGUGUGUCUGGGGCUUAGGAAUGGGGAAUAAAAACUGUUCACUGUACAGGGUGCACUGUUAGCUCUGUGUGAGCUCACUGCAGGGCUGUGAAGCACAGAGUACAAAAACAUGUGGUCUUUAUCAUGCCGAAUGUUUGAGUGUAACUUUACACAUAUCUCAACAAAAUACUUCUCAUUAUGACUUUCUAUGGUAUAAUUCAGUCUAAGCAAAUGCAGUGGGCUUGUGUUUUAUGAAUAAUCAGGACUAACCAGGGUCUUUUUUAUUACCAUUUUUAUUGGAUAAUGCAUCUAAAUCCACUCAAAUAUUAUAACAUAUUGUAUGGUGGAGACCAUGAUCAGAAGCCAACCACUUGCCUCAUCUUUAUUUAUCUUUACAAAAAUCCUUAAUCUUAAAACCAUGACCCUUUUGCACAUAAACUGCAGCUGGUACUGUAAA